AUGAGCGUGCGGGCCUCCGCGGCUCCUGAGUUCAAGAGCACUUCCGAGAGGAAGCCAAGCUCCGAGGACCUCCUCAUUGUCGGUCCGGGCGUUCUCGGGUCCGUCGCGGGCCUGAAGUGGCUCGAGGCCGCGCCGCAGGGCUCGACUGCUCUCGGGCAGACCAACACCGAGACGCGCCACGGCAAGCUGCGCGAGAUGGGCCUCGCCGCCCGGACGCGCGAGGAAGCCGCCAACAGCACCGAGAAGUUCCCCUUCGUCCUCUUCAGCGCCCCGCCCUCAGGGAGCGCCGACUACGUCGCGGAGGUCCAGGCGGCCCUCGAUCUGUGGGACGGCACCGGCUCCUUCCUGUUCACCUCCUCAGGGAGCGUCUUCGAGGCCAAGGAGGGCAAAGUGACCGAAACGUCCCCGACGGCGCCCGAGGGCUCGCGGACGCCGGCCCAGGAGCGGCUCCUGCGCGCCGAGGCUGCGGUUCUCGAGCGCGGGGGCAACGUGUUGCGGCUGGUGGGGCUGUACCACGCAGGCCGCGGGGCGCACACUUACUUCCUCAAGGUGGGCGAGGUGGAGCGGUGGGGCGGGUACACGGUCAACCUGAUCCACUACGAGGACGCCGCAUCGCUGGCGGUGGCGAUCCUGCGCGGGCGGGGGUCUGAGGGUUACUACCGGGGGAGUGUUUUUGUCGGGUCGGACAACCAUCCGAUCACGUUCGACGACAUGAUGGAGGCGACGCGCAAGUGCCCGCAGAGAUACGAGGGCGCUAAGGAAGUCAAGUUCACGGCCACGGAGCCAGGGCCGGGCGGGCCAGGGAAGGAGGUGGACAGCUCUGCGACGAACGAGCAGCUCGGCUGGGGUCCGAUUUACCUGUCGUUCCAGACAUUCAUGGCUGCGGGCGGCAAGGACAGAUACACCGACGACCUCCCGAUCUUCGUGGGCGCGCCGCACGCGUAA
Messenger RNA from Pedinophyceae sp. YPF-701, 945 nucleotides. Lineage: Eukaryota; Viridiplantae; Chlorophyta; Pedinophyceae. The record is from the annotation of a GenBank genome assembly.